ACCGAAAGCGAAUAGCGCGCGCUCCCGGCGACUGAAGGCGCCUUUUCCUCAUUGUUCGCUGCACAACUCGAGAGCUCAGCAACACCGUCCGUGUCUGCUUUCUGUCUGCGUGGGAAAAAACAAGAAGAAGAGAAAAAUGCCUUGCACACGCUCCAUGAGUGCAACAUUCCAGCCUCCCUCCACCAGGAUGAGUUUGAGGAGCUUCCGCAGCGUCCCCCUGGUUACCAUGGAGACAUCCUCCUCUUCCUCCGACGACAGCUGCGACAGUUUUGGGUCCGAUGGGGGCUUCGCAAACACGAGGAGCAGCUCCCGACUGUCAAGGCGGACGGUUGACAAGCCGAACGUUCUGGAGGCAACUGCAAAGGAAGAUGUGUGCACUGGGUUUGAGGAGGAGCUCAUAAACACUCGGAUGAAAGCAAUGAAAGUAGAUCCUGAUUCUGAGCCUGCGAGACGCGGCCGCAGGUCCAGCCUCCUGAAGGUGGCCAUGGUCUUCCCCACCAGGAAGGCGGGCUCUAAAAGGCCUGCGUCCGAACCCCUCCCUCAACCUCAAGUACUGGACUCUGACGAGGAAGAGGAGGAGAACUUCAUGGCCAAGAGAGCCCUGAAUAUUAAAGAGAACAAAGAAAUGCUCGCAAAGCUGAUGGCAGAGCUCAACAAACAACCAGGACUCUUCCCCAAACGAGGGACUGCUGCACCCGCAACGACCAGACGUGCGCCUCGGCGCUCGAUGCACGAACCUUUGAGGAGGAACUCGGAGCGUCUGUGUCGCCCUCACACUCGCUCCCGCACACUAGUGGACGGCCCGCCCAGCUCGACAGCCGAGGAGGAGGCGCCGGAGGACAAGUUCGGCCUGGUGCGACGAAGUCGUUACUACGAGGAAGUGGACGAGCCGGUCCGUCGCCGCUCAUGCAAUGGCACCAAGGCCCUUCCUCACGUGGUGCGACCUGUGGAGGAGGUCACCGAGGAGGAGCUGGAGUGCGUUUGCUUCAACGUGAGGGAGAAGGUGUACCACAGAGUCAAUGGGACCACUUGUCACCAAUGCCGCCAGAAAACAGUCGACACCAAAACCAACUGCCGCAAUCCAAAGUGCGUCGGCGUCCGGGGUCAAUUCUGUGGCCCGUGCCUUCGCAACCGCUACGGGGAAGAAGUGCGAGACGCUCUGCUGGACGCGGAGUGGCGCUGCCCGCCGUGCCGGGGCAUCUGCAACUGCAGCUUCUGUCGAGCUCGAGAAGGCCGCGGCGCCACUGGAGUCCUGGUCUACCUGGCCAAAUGUCAAGGCUUUGACAAUGUCCAUGCCUACCUGAGAAAGCUUGAAGAAGGAGCUAGAAGGGAUGAGCGAGUGAUGAGCAGCCGAUGGAGACGCUCGACUGCAAACUUUGACCCUUAAGUGAUCACAGAUGAUCAGGUUUUCAACUCUUGGAUGUUCAUUUGCAAUGAAUACCCGAGUUGAUCAUGUGGGAUACCUAGCAAGUUUUGAUGAACUGCUAUUUUUAUGCAUGAAGUCAUGCUUGUUUUUACUGUUCAAAUUGCUUUACAACUGAUAAACUUAAGAAAAUGUUGGCUCGGCUUGCACAAAAACCUUGAAAUUGCAACCAUGUUUACUUCCGUGAACACACAGCGCCUCGUGUUUUGUGCGCAUGCGCAACAUGACGUCGUGUUUUGUGCGCAUGCGUACCGCUUCACAGACACAUUCAGUUGACAGUAGAUGUCGCAUUUGAACCGAGGUGGAUAUUUUACAUAAGAUUUCACAGCGCACCACCAAACAAAUGUCACAGAAAGUGUAUCCACCUUUAUGUAUGUUCUAAUAGAAGCAAAUUUCAUUGUUGUACCUGUUCCUAUAAGGCACUGGCAUGGAUAGUUCAAACAAAGAUGCAUUAUUUGUAGUAAAUACAUUUUUGAACCAAUUAUAGCAAGUAAAAUUGGAUAAUUUCCUGUGGAAUGCCUGGUAGCGAAUUGCUGCUUUAAGCCAUUAAGAUGUGUGUCCGUUUUAUAGUUAGAACGGCUGUCUUGUACAUUGUUUUAAAUGUCGAUUUCACACACAGUGGUCUGUGGAUGUGCCUUAUUUUCAUUCUAGUUUCCUGUAAGUGGGUUCACUUGCUAAAAGAGUGAGAGCUGUUAGCUUUCCCGGGGGUGUCCUAUGGAAGGGCACAGGCCGGGGUGCACCGCUCGCCGCGAGGAGCUUGGCGUGAUGUACUGUACCGCUCAUAUCUCCUUCAUUAGAUAACCGUCGCUAAUGGUGUGGAAACAAUUAGCGCACGCUAAUGGGACUCUUGUACCUGUAAAUCAUUUCAUCCUGUGCUCUGGCUCAUUUUGUGCUCACCCUUGUGAUUCUGGACACAAGAUGACUGGAAUUUCACCUCCUGUAUGACUGCUUUGAGCCAUAAUUCAGCUCGGGUUGGGUCAUUUUGGUUCUAUUCCACGGCUUGUAAUGUGCUUUCCGAGCUGUAAAAUUUUAAAAAUUAAAAUGUACAAUCUGCAGAAACAAAGUGUCACUUGAGCAUCAAUUGCUGUUAUUGAAAUGUUUACAGCCUGUUUUAUACAAGACAAAAUGCGAAUUGAAAUGGUACCUUCCUUUCAAAAGGCACUAUGUAAAUAUUCAGUGGUUAUUACAAGUCUACUCAGCCCGGAUCA
This is a messenger RNA of Phyllopteryx taeniolatus (common seadragon), 2631 nucleotides long. It is a transcript of the gene cdca7a, whose product is annotated as cell division cycle associated 7a. The record is from RefSeq and is a predicted model, not a curated record. The transcript has 10 exons. Gene Ontology annotation, biological process: regulation of DNA-templated transcription. The coding region runs from base 137 to 1387 and encodes 416 amino acids. NCBI's taxonomy places the organism in Eukaryota, Metazoa, Chordata, Actinopteri, Syngnathiformes, Syngnathidae. Gene Ontology annotation, cellular component: nucleus.